Messenger RNA from Capsicum annuum, 1176 nucleotides. RefSeq names its product actin-103-like. The record is from RefSeq and is a predicted model, not a curated record. NCBI's taxonomy places the organism in Eukaryota, Viridiplantae, Streptophyta, Magnoliopsida, Solanales, Solanaceae. Bases 346 to 1005 code for a protein of 219 amino acids. The transcript is spliced from 3 exons.
UCUGAUGACAAUUGAAGGACAGAAAGAAAAAAAUAGACAUGAAAAAAUUGAGAAAAAAAACUGAGAAGUAGUAGUAAUCUACAUUCAUACAGCAUACAGCAAAAUAUAUAAUACAACUGGUUUGAAAUGUCCCUCAAAACCUGGAAACAUGUCUCCUAAUAUUGUGCUGAAAUUAUGCACCACCACACACUACAACUACCUUCUAAAGAUCUAGAACUUACAGCAAAAUAAUCUACAGAUUACAGCAAAAAAUCAAGACCAAAAAAACUGUCAAGCUGACAACAGUUAGCAUCACUGAAAACAACAUCCUUCAUCAUCUACUUUACCCCAAAAAAAAUCGAGAAAAUGACAAAAAUAAUGUUUGAUAAAUUCAGUGUUCCAGCCAUAUAUGUUGCAAUGCAGGUUGUUCUCUGUCAUCUUGGUAGUGGUAGCACAACUGGCAUUAUGCUUUAUUCUGGUGAUAGUAUGAGCCACUCUGUCCCCAUCUACGAGGGACAUUCAAUUCCUCAUGCUAUCUCACGGUUAAGUCUUGCUGGUAGUGAUAUUACAGAUUAUCUCUGCAAGAUUUCCACCAAGAAGGGUUAUGCAUUUACAUAUAAAUGUGCAAUGGACUUAAAUGUUGCUUAUCGUAUGAAGGAGACAAUUACUUACGUUGCGCUGAAUUUUGAACAGGAAAUUGAGAAGGCAAAAAAUAGAUCUUCAGUUGAGCAAGGCUUUAAGCUUCUUGAUGGAGAAGUCAUUAAUGUUGGUGCUGAGAGGUUCCGUUGUCCUGAAGUCCUAUUCCAGCCAUCAUUGGUUGGAAAGGAACCUAUAGGAAUUCAUGAAAAAACCUACAGCUCAAUCAUGAGAUGUGAUGUUGAUAUCAAGAAGAAUUUAUUUGCAAACAUUGUGCAUAAUGGUGGCUCAACUAUGUUUCUUGGCUUAGCAGAACGUAUGAACCAGGAAAUAUUUGCUCUUGCUCCAAGCAACAUGAGGAUCGAGGUGCACACUACAAGAAAAUGGUAAAAUUGUGACGGAAAAUUUGUGACGGAACACUUCAAUUACAAAUUGUGACAGAAUUUUGAUGAAUUUGUGAUGCAUCAUUAUUGCAUAAAUAUAAAAAUUUUAAAAUAUUUUAUUUUUACAUAAAAAUUCGAAGAGUAAUAGAUUUGUGACAAAUUUUCAAUAUAAUUUUGG